Molecule: messenger RNA, 6739 nt
Organism: Hypomesus transpacificus
Lineage: Eukaryota; Metazoa; Chordata; Actinopteri; Osmeriformes; Osmeridae
Product: adhesion G protein-coupled receptor L3-like
Exons: 24
Coding region: 837-5360 (1507 amino acids)
Biological process (GO): brain development; adenylate cyclase-activating G protein-coupled receptor signaling pathway; cell surface receptor signaling pathway
Cellular component (GO): axon; membrane; cell-cell junction
Molecular function (GO): carbohydrate binding; G protein-coupled receptor activity
Source: RefSeq, a predicted model, not a curated record
UUCUACCUUGACUGGCCAUACCCGCAUUUCUCCCAGGCAUUGCUUGAAAUUGGUUUGUCAUAUUUGCAGAGAGGUCUGUAAGAAAAGCAAAUACUUUUUUGUGAUUUUUUUUACUUUGGAGUUUCCCCAAACUUUCCUUAAAUAUCCUGGAUACUCAGCUGCGUUUUGCCUCUGGGCUCUUUGGACGUGAUGUAGCAACUGCACAAGGAGACGCGUUGUGCCUGUGUAAAGGGACAGUCAUCUGGAUACCAAACACGGAGCCUGUUCUUUUCUCCUGCAAAAUUGUCAGAAUACACGGAUUCUAGCCAUUCAAGGCUCAACAACCGAGCGACUUUUCAAAAGAACAUAUUAAUUGGAGUUAUGCGGAAACAUUAUUAUGGUUCACGAUUCUUUCUCGUCUGACUCUUUGAGGAGAUAGGCAAAUGCAUGUCGCUCUGUGCGUAAGGACAAAAUCAAGUGGAUAAAGACAAUUGUGCGAAUUUUUUAAACGACUUACACUUUCAAUGGCAGGACUCGAAGGGUAUCAUCGCAUUUUUAUUAUCAUCUAAGGCACGAUUGGAUUAUGGCCCUCUGAAAUGUGAUGCCCUGGAUUAAUAAGGAACUCGGCCAAGCAAAGAACCACUCACACAGGGUAGCAUCCGGGCGGUGACGGGAGCAGAGCGGCACGGCGCCAGAGCUCGGGACCGUACAAGGGGGUGCCACCGUACCAAGGGGUGCCACCGCGGAGAGCAGCCGUUCGAGGACAGGACUCGAGUCGUGUCGCGCCAGGGAAGCCGUGACCCCUCGGCCGGACAGAUCAGCAGCGGGCGGAGGAGCGAGAGGAGAGAGGGGAGGCCAUGUGGACCGCACGCCUGCUCCUCCUCGCCAGCCUGUUUGCGCCAGCAGCUCUGGCGUUCAGUCGAGCGCCCAUCCCCAUGGCGGUGGUGAGGAGGGAGCUGUCGUGUGAAAGCUACCCCAUCGAGCUGCGCUGCCCAGGCACCGACGUCAUCAUGAUUGAGAGCGCCAACUACGGCCGCACGGACGACAAGAUCUGCGACGCCGACCCGGCCCAGAUGGAGAACACGCGCUGCUACCUGCCCGACGCCUACAAGAUCAUGUCCCAAAGAUGCAAUAACCGGACUCAGUGUGCGGUGGUGGCUGGACCGGACGUCUUUCCUGACCCGUGCCCUGGAACCUAUAAGUACCUGGAGGUCCAGUACGAAUGUGUGCCGUACAAAGUGGAGCAGAAAGUAUUCCUGUGCCCAGGCCUACUGCGAGGGGUGUACCAGAGCGAACACCUCUUUGAGUCGGACCACCAGUCCGGCGCCUGGUGCAAAGACCCCCUCCAAGCGUCUGAUAAGAUCUACUACAUGCCAUGGACUCCCUACCGCACCGACACACUCACAGAGUACUCCUCCAAGGAAGACUUCAUUGCCGGGCGACCGACGACAACGUACAAGCUCCCUCACCGCGUGGACGGGACGGGCUUCGUGGUGUACGACGGCGCCCUGUUCUUCAACAAGGAGCGCACGCGCAACAUCGUCAAGUUCGACCUGCGCACGCGCAUCAAGAGCGGCGAGGCCAUCAUCGCCAACGCCAACUACCACGAUACGUCGCCGUACCGCUGGGGCGGCAAGUCGGACAUCGACCUGGCGGUGGACGAGAACGGCCUGUGGGUGAUCUACGCCACGGAGCAGAACAACGGGCGCAUGGUCAUCAGCCAGCUGAACCCGUACACGCUGCGCGUGGAGGGCACCUGGGACACGGCAUACGACAAGCGCUCGGCGUCCAACGCCUUCAUGAUCUGCGGCGUCCUGUACGUGGUGAAGACGGUGUACGAGGACGACGACAACGAGGCCACGGGGAACAAGAUCGACUACAUCUACAACACGGAGCUGAGCAAGGACGGCUUCCUGGAUAUCCCCUUCCCCAACUCCUACCAGUACAUUGCCGCUGUGGAUUACAAUCCCAGAGACAACCUGCUGUACGUGUGGAACAACUACCACGUAGUCAAGUACUCACUGGAUUUCGGGGCGUUGGACAAUAGACCAGAUUCUUCUUCGUCCGUCAUGGUGUUCAUGGACACCACCACCACACGGACCACGACGCGACCCAGCACCGUCUCCACGACAACCACAACCCCCUCAGCCUCCUCUUCCUCGACCACAACCACCAGGCCUGCCACGACGACGCCGGUUGCCCAUCGACCGCAGACCACCUCCACCACCACCCUGUCUCCUCAGCCGCCAGAAGAGGGCAGCGUCCCGGAGGUCAACACCAGGUCGUCCCCGUCCUCCAAACUGCCCAACAUCGGCAUGGAGUACUGCAACCCCAUGGUGAUGUCCGACAUCAACUGGCCAAAGACGCGCCAAGGACUGGUGGCCAAACAGCCCUGCCCACCCGGAACCAUAGGUGUGGCCCUGUAUACCUGCAUGGGCCCCGACGGCUAUUGGGACCCCCAGGGGCCAGACCUCAGCAACUGCACCUCCCCCUGGGUGAACCACAUCAGCCAGAAGCUGAGAGCUGGAGAGACUGCCGCUGUCAUAGCCAGGGAACUGGCAGAGCAAACCAAAAGUCCACUCCAGGCGGGGGAUAUCACCUACACCGUCAAAGCCAUGGGUCAGCUGGUGGAUUUACUGGACGUGCAGCUGAGAAAUCUCACCCCUGGAGGCAAAGAUAGCGCGGCCCGCAGCCUAAACAAACUGCAGAAACGAGAACGCUCGUGCCGGUUUUACGUACAGGCGAUGGUGGAGACGGUGAACAACCUGCUGCAGCCCCAGGCCCAGGCGGCGUGGAGGGACCUGAGCAGCGGGGAGCAGCUGCGCGCCGCCACCAUGCUGCUGGACACGGUGGAGCAGGGGGCCUUCGUCCUGGCGGACAACCUCCUCAAGACCGACAUCGUCCAGGAGAACACAAACAACAUCCAGCUGGAGGUAGCCCGGAUGAGCACGGAUGGGAACCUUCCAGACCUUAAAUUCCCACAAACUGGUGGCCAUGGCAACUCCAUUCACUUAUCAGCAAGCACCUUGAAACAACAUGGGAGAAAUGGCGAGAUCCGGAUAGCCUUCGUCCUUUACAAACACAUCGGGGCCUACCUCUCCACAGAGAACGCCAGCAUGAAGCUGGGCAGCGAGGCCAUGGCCACCAACUACUCUGUCAUUGUCAACUCGGCCGUCAUCACAGCGGCCAUCAACAAAGACACCAACAAAGUCUACCUGUCCGACCCGGUCAUCUUCACGCUGAAACACCUGCAGCAGUCGGAGGAGAACUUCAACCCCAACUGUUCCUUCUGGGGCUACUCCAAGAAGACCAUGACUGGUUACUGGUCAACUCAAGACUGCAGGUUGCUAGGCACCAACAGGACCCAUACCACGUGCUCGUGCACACACCUGACCAACUUUGCUGUCCUCAUGGCUCAUGUGGAGGUCAAGAACACAGACCCGGUCCACGACCUGCUGCUGGACGUCAUCACCUGGGUGGGUAUCCUGCUCUCCCUCGUCUGCCUGCUCAUCAGCCUCUUCACCUUCUGCUUCUUCCGGGGCCUCCAGAGCGACCGCAACACCAUCCACAAGAACCUCUGCAUCAGCCUCUUCAUCGCCGAGUCGCUCUUCCUGGUGGGCAUCAACCGCGCCGACCAGCCGAUCGCCUGUGCGGUGUUCGCCGCCCUGCUCCACUUCUUCUUCCUGGCGGCGUUCACCUGGAUGUUCCUGGAGGGCGUGCAGCUCUACAUCCUGCUGGUGGAGGUGUUCGAGAGCGAGCACUCGCGCCGCCGCUACUUCUACCUGGUGGGCUACGGCGUGCCCUCCCUGAUCGUGGCCGUGUCGGCCGCCGUCGACUACCGGAGCUACGGCACCGACCGAGUGUGUUGGCUCCGACUGGACACAUACUUCAUCUGGAGCUUCAUAGGACCUGCAACCUUGAUAAUUAUGCUCAACGUGAUCUUCUUGGGAAUCGCACUCUACAAGAUGUUCCACCACACCGCCAUUUUGAAACCAGACUCUGGUUGUCUGGACAACAUCAAAUCCUGGGUCAUCGGGGCCGUGGCCCUGCUCUGCCUGCUGGGGCUGACCUGGGCCUUCGGCCUGAUGUACGUCAACGAGAGCACGGUGGUCAUGGCCUACUUGUUCACCAUCUUCAACUCCCUCCAGGGCAUGUUCAUCUUCAUCUUCCACUGUGUCCUUCAGAAGAAGGUGCGUAAAGAGUAUGGGAAGUGCCUGCGUACCCACUGCUGUAGUGGUAAAAGUGUGGAGAGCUCCAUUGGCUCAGGGAAGAGCACCGCCUCUCGUCCUCCGGGACGCUACUCCACAGGGUCACAGAGUCGUAUCCGUCGCAUGUGGAACGACACAGUGAGGAAACAGUCCGAGUCCUCCUUCAUGACUGGUGACAUCAACAGCUCAGCCUCGCUCAACAGAGAGCCCUACAGAGAGACAAAGGGAAUCCUGAACAAUGCCAGGGAUACAAGUGUCAUGGAUACUCUACCACUGAAUGGUAACCACGGCAACAGCUACAGCAUCGCCAGCGCCGAGUACAUGAGCGACUGUGUCCAGAUCAUCGACCGGGGCUACAACCACAAGGAGACGACGCUGGAGAAGAAGAUCCUGAAAGAGCUCACGUCCAACUACAUCCCCUCUUACCUGAACAACCACGAUCGCUCGGCCGAGCAGAACCGCAACCUCAUGAACAAGCUGGUCAACAACGUGAGCAACGGCGGCAAGGACGGCGGGUACGGCAUGGGCAUGGGCAUGAACGUGACUCUGGGCCUGGACGACCACUCCUCCUUCCCCUGCCACCAUGAGGAGGGCCUGGGCUUGGAGCUCAUCCGCGAGGAGUCCAACGCCCCCCUGCUGCCCCAGCGGCCGCCUCCGCCCCUCCAGGCAGUGGACAACCUCCACAACCACCUCCACCAGUCGGCGGCCCCUCCCCUGCCGCUCCCCCACCACCCCUUCUCCUCCUCCACCAACACCUCCUCGUCCUCCCGGAGGAGGAUCCCGCAGGAGAACAGCGAGAGCUUCUUCCCCCUGCUGACUAACGAGCACACCCAGGAGCAGGCCUCGUCGCCCGGACACAACCACCACCGGGACUCCCUCUACACCAGCAUGCCCAUGCUGGCCGGCCUGCCCGACGCCUCCGGCAACGGCGACAGCGCCAAGGACGCCGGCGGAGAGGCCCACCCGGCGGGCAAGAGCCCCGAAGCCAGCUCGGACGACGUCUAUUACAAGAGCAUGCCCAACCUGGGCUCGCGCAACCACCUCCACCAGCUGCACUCGUACUACCACCUGGGCCGCGGCAGCAGCGACGGGUUCAUCGUCCCCCCCAACAAGGAGGAUUUAACCCCCGAAGAAGCCCCUCCGGAGCCCUCUCACCUGGUCACCAGCCUAUAGACCCUUGCGGACCGCCACCUCCCCCCUCACGCUCUCCCCUCUCCUGCCGUGAUCCUCCACCCCCUCCCCCAGCCCCCCUUGUGCUGAUCAGUUGUUCGGCAGUGGUAGCCUUUUUUUUAUUCUAUGUACUAUACUGACGACUGAGAUAAAGAACAACACCUGAACAUCGCUAGUGCUGACCACAAUUGGAAUACAGAGAUGCUUUGUUGGGUGGCUAAUGUGACUAGACUCGGUUGAACGUGCUGGAACUAUGGAUGUGCGUUUCUUGUUUUUGUGCAUCUCAAAUCUUGGAUUGACGCUUAUGGAUUGACGCUUUUUGUCUCAGCGUGAUAAGAGACUAGUACUCUGGUGGGACUUUUGGGCAGGGAAAUUCAUUUUGACAGUCCAAAUGAACUACACACGGCCCAAAGCUUCACAACGACUAGUUCAUGAGCAGAGUAAACCAGAACAAAGACGGGGAUAAAAAAAAAAAACUAUUUUAUUAUACUUCUGUAUCCCUUCUGGCUUUUUGAAAGAUUUUCUUCCUCUUGUGAAUUGCAGCACUUUUUUUCGGCUGAAGUGUUCCUGCAAGUCAAACAAAAACUGAUUUUGAACGAUUCUCAUGAAGGACAUCUUUAUCAUAUAUACUGUAUGCUUUAGAGCAUAUCUUUUCUGUUCCCUUUUCCUUUUGCUGUAAUAAUAACAAUUGUUAAAAAAUAGGGAGAAAAAAAACUAAUAACAGAGAAUUAUGAGAUAUUUCUAUGUAACUGUACAGAUACUAGCAUUGCACAUAAUAGUAUGCUUUUUGUUCCCGCCCAAACCUUUGUCUCUGUAAAUGUAGUGGAUAGGAGCAUUUCCUUUUUGUUGUGCUGGUCUUGUUGGAAUUCUGAUACCAGUGUGAACAUUGUUUUUUCUUUAUCCUGUCAUUUGUUUUCCAAGAAACAACAAACAAAACAGCAAAACAAAAUAACAACAACAAAAAAAUCACAAAACAAAGCACUCGCCGUACUUUUUUCUAGCAGUGUAUUCACCAAUGUUUUCGGAACCAUUUUGUUUUACAGCUUGAGUUUCUUCACUGUGUAGAUAGAUGGAGAUUUCUGGUUCGAGUACCACAUAAUGGACAACAUUUUAAGUGUCUGAAAAGUAAGCCAAGAUACUGUUCAAUGUCCUGCAGAGAGGUGAGCAGAGUAGCCUGAAUUUGGCUGGCAGUCAGAUGAGGCGCUGGUGUUUUUCAGAAAGUACAAAUUGAAUAUUGAUGAGCACUAGGCACUUGUUAAAAUAAAGAUGGCUGUUUUACUUAUUAAAGAAAAAACCUUCGAAGUGAAAAAUCAACUGGAGAAGUGUUUUUCUUUUUUCCCCUCAAGGGGAAAAGUAUUUAUUUAUUUGUUAAAAAAACUACA